Culex quinquefasciatus (southern house mosquito) is the source of this 342-nucleotide messenger RNA. RefSeq lists its product as uncharacterized. Bases 37 to 342 code for a protein of 101 amino acids. The transcript has 3 exons. Lineage: Eukaryota; Metazoa; Arthropoda; Insecta; Diptera; Culicidae. The record is from RefSeq and is a predicted model, not a curated record.
GCUCAUUUCACAACGGGCUUUGAAUUUCGUUCAACAAUGAGUUCUAAACGUUGCAGUGUCCGUGAUUGUUACAGCGGGUAUUUUGGUGGCUCCAAAACCUUUUUUAGUUGCAACGCAAAGUACAGGGACUGUGCUAAAUGGAAAGCGUUCACAGAACACGACGACCCUCCGAAAAACUGUUACAUCUGCGAAGAUCACUUCCUUCCGGAGGAUUUCAUCAACGUUAAUUGCAAGAGUCAAGGGCUUCGGAGGUUCGUUGUGCCAAGCAUUAAACCGCCUGCUGACUCGUUACUGAUGCUUAUCCGAAACAAAUGUAACAAAACAAAUUUGAUGAAUAAAUAA